AUUAAUAACCUCCUCCAGUGAGUUCAUGUAAUUUACCCAACGAAGGUAUUGAAAAAACCAUCCUAAAGAGGAUUCCUAAUUUCUCCACUCUCUUCUGCUGAACAAAUUGGCAUACGGGUUCUUUGUUUUCCGAUUCCAUGAUUCAAGUUACUAUUCAACUGCUGUCUACCCUUGUACUCAUCGAGCUACUCAUAGAGAUAGCACUGGCUCUGAGCCUCGUUUUCGAAACCCCUCUUCAGAAGCUUGCGAUUGCGACUCUGGAUAGGCUGAAUCAAGGGAGCCGCCGCCUUGUUAUAUUGACAACCGUCGAGGGGAUUUUGCUCGCAAUACUGAUCACGGUCCGUGACUUUUUGAUCCGUGGCGAUUCGGUUGAUCCGCUGGGCCAAUUUCUCGUCGCGGAUAAGGCGCUACGAGCGUCUCUUUUGGGAUUCUUGCCAUGCCUUUCAAUGAUGAGAGACAAACUUCACCAGCUUGUAAGGGAGCACAGUUCACUCAAUCAGAUGAUCAUAUCCGAAAAGAAGCAGCUAGCAGAAAGGAAACAUCAAAAUGCCGAGAGUCUCAAAGCCUUGGAGAAAGGGAUUGCUCCAUUAAAGACGAUGAUAAAAAAUUUAGAAUUUGAAUAUGAGAGAAAAGCAAAGCAUGCCAAUACUGCAAAAGCUAAGGAGAUGGCCCUAAUAAAGCAAACAGAAGAAUUUGAACUGGAAUAUGACCGUUUGCUUGAGUAUAAUGAAAUCCUCCGAAACCAGUUGCAGUCAAUCGAUGAGAGUUCGCUGAUGGGAAAUCCUAAAAGAGGAUGGUCUAGCUUGAAGUCCAACUUAUUGGGUGAAGGACUCAUUCAGCUUCCGUGGGGAACGCAGAACUCCAUUAAGAACAGUGGCGAAUUGGGCCCGGAGAUUGAUGUGCAAACAAGUAAUCAGAGUGCUCAGUACCUCUGUUCUGGUUGCCAUCAUGCAGGAUCAUUGCCUAGACACCGGAGGCCAAUUUAUCAGCAAAUGAGCUUUACACUUUGAGAAGGAUUCGUACAUAGGAUGCAUGCGGUUACAGUAACAUGUACAGCCCAUUAGGAAAAAGAAACAACAGGAGACGGAGAUUGAUGUGCAAACAAGUAAGCAGAGUGCUCAGUACCUCUGUUCUGGUUGCCAUCAUGCAGGAUCAUUGCCUAGACACCGGAGGCAAAUUUAUCAGCAAAUAAGCUUUACACUUUGAGAAGGAUUCGUAUAUAGGAUGCAUGCGGUUACAGUAACAUGUACAGCCCAUUAGGAAAAAGAAACAACAGGAGACGGAGAUUGAUGUGCAAACAAGUAAUCAGAGUGCUCAGUACCUCUGUUCUGGUUGCCAUCAUGCAGGAUCAUUGCCUAGACACCGGAGGCCAAUUUAUCAGCAAUUGAGCUUUACACUUUGAGAAGGAUUCGUAUAUGGGAUGCAUGCGGUUACAGUAACAUGUACAGCCCAUUUGGAAAAAGAAACGACAGGAGAACUAAGUAAUUUGUUUGGAUAGCUAAAAGAGGUGAGAAAUUGUGAUGAAGGAUGAGAAUUGAAGAAAAAAAAUGUGGAUUUUCAUUGGUGAGAUUUGUUGAGAAAUCACUCCUCUCUCUCUCUCUCUCUCUCUCUCUCUCUCUCUCUCUCUCUCUCUCUCUUCGAAGAGCCUAUAAAGGAAAAUGGAAGGAAGAGCUCGUGCGAGGGACUUCGGUAGGGCCUUUUGAUCGUUACUGUAUUACCCCUUCAAGAUUUGAAACAACCUAAAACAUGAUUUUCAUUGUUCAGGAUUUCUGGAAAUAUGGGGUGGGAUAUGUUCACAACCGUGACACCAGAAAAGGACUAGGAGAGUGGAUUUCCAGAAGAGGGGUGGCACCACUCUUGCCAACUUUUUCACAUUUUCUCCACACACAUGGGGAGAGGUCUAAAUUUUGACAUGGACAUUGUUUGGGCGAAGCACACUAAUGUUCCCACAACUUUUCGCGGUAUUUGCUCAUUGCUCCUUAGAGAUUCGAUAUCAUCAAUUCAAGAGUUGCACUUUCAUUUC
Molecule: messenger RNA, 2023 nt
Organism: Rhododendron vialii
Lineage: Eukaryota; Viridiplantae; Streptophyta; Magnoliopsida; Ericales; Ericaceae
Exons: 2
Coding region: 138-1010 (290 amino acids)
Biological process (GO): endoplasmic reticulum to Golgi vesicle-mediated transport; intracellular protein transport
Cellular component (GO): endoplasmic reticulum membrane; endoplasmic reticulum
Source: RefSeq, a predicted model, not a curated record